Messenger RNA from Purpureocillium lilacinum, 999 nucleotides. Lineage: Eukaryota; Fungi; Ascomycota; Sordariomycetes; Hypocreales; Ophiocordycipitaceae. The record is from RefSeq and is a predicted model, not a curated record.
AUGGCGCCAAAUCUUGCCGAUUCUCAACAUCAGCUGAUUAGUGACAUGAUCCUCAGUAAGUCGGAAGGUGACAAAUCACUCAAGGACGGAGAGAUAGCCCACGCAGCCAACUGUUCCACCCGGACCGUACGCCAUAUUCGAUCGAAUCUGCUCCUCUUCGGAUCGACCAAAGCGCCGCCGAAUGGCAGUGGCCGACCGAAAUCCAUAUCUCCUCCCAUGCUGACUGCCUUGCUGGACAAGCUUGGGUCCGAUCCCUGCAUGCGUCUGCAAGACAUGGCCUCGUUCCUCAACGACGAGUUCGAAGCAGACGUGACACGCUUCAGCGUCAGCAGAGCCUUGAAAGGCGCUGGGUGGUCGAGAAAGUCAACACAAAACGUCGCCAACGAACGCAAUGCAAGACUGCGAGAUGAAUACAUGCACGAGAUUUCCAACAUGAGGUCUGAUCAGCUGGUGUUUAUUGACGAAACUGGGGUGGACAGGAGUAUCGGGACCAGGAGCAAAGGCUGGGCUCCUCGAGGACGCAGACCACGGCAAGUGAAACGGUUCCAUCGAGGCCGACGGGUGCAGAUCCUUCCAGCGUAUGCUCAGGAUGGCGUGGUCCAUUUUCAAGCGUAUAGGGGGUCAACUGAUACCCAGAUGUUCGAGGAUUUCAUCGAGCAACUCCUGUCCUACUGCGGAAAGUGGCCCAGUCCGAAGUCGGUGCUGAUCAUGGAUAAUGCAUCUUUCCAUCACUCCGAGAGGCUGCAACAGAUGUGUGACAGCGCUGGGGUAGUGUUGCUAUACCUUCCGCCUUACUCGCCCGACCUCAACCCGAUCGAGGAGUUCUUUGGGGAACUGAAGACCUACAUCAGGCAAGUUUGGGAGGAUCAAAUUGACUUUGUGCGGGCCGACUUCAUCUCCUUCCUUGAGGAAUGUGUCGAGGUUGUCGGUCGCCGCAAAGCAAGUGCAGAGGGUCACUUUCGCCGUGCUGGAAUCUCCGUUGAAGAACCGCCAGAAUAA